GCGUUCCGGGCUCGAACGCGGCGCGGUCUGACAGGAGCGGCAGCCCCGGCCGGCCGGGCUGGCAUGGGUUGGAAUUGGAGCCUAUCUCCCAUCCCGAAGGCUAUCAGCAUCAUGUGGUUACUAACUGCUCCUCAUUCACCGGUUGAUGCCUCCCAGAAAAAAACGCCGCCAGCCUUCCCAGAAAGCCCAGCUGCUGUUUCACCAACAACCACUGGAGGGCCCCAAACACGGCUAUCCAUCUCCACAGCUCCCCAUCACUGACACUCGACAGGUGCCCAGCAAGCCCAUUGACCACAGCACCAUCACUUCCUGGGUAUCACCUGAUUUUGAUACAACAGCAGGAAGUUUGUUCCCAGCCUACCAGAAACACCACCACCAAGACCGGGUGAGACAUUUAAGUCGAAAAUCUACCACUUCCAAGUUUCCACAUCUAACUUUUGAGAGUCCACAGUCUUCCAGUUCAGAAGCAUUGGGGAUCCCCUUAAUCAGGGAGUGCCCCAAUCAAUCAGAAAAGGACGUUUCCAGAAGACCCUUAGUUCCAGUGCUCAGUUCCCAAAGCUGUGGGGACAUGUCAGCUCAGGCACUUCAAGUCCCUUAUGUGUUCACUCCACCUGAUAUCCAGACCCCAGAGUUAUCGUCUAUGAAGGAAGAGCUCAUUCCCCCAGAUCAGAAGGAAAACAAUCUUUCAAGCUGCUCUCUUCACACUGGCACUCUCAGUAGCCCAGAGCCUGGACCUGUUCUAGUUAAAGACACCCCUGAGGACAAGUAUGGAAUAAAGGUCACAUGGAGGAGACGAAAGCACCUAUUUGCUUACCUCAGAGAGAGAGGGAAACUGAGCAGAAGCCAAUUCCUUGUGAAAAGCUGA
This is a messenger RNA of Saimiri boliviensis boliviensis (Bolivian squirrel monkey), 865 nucleotides long. RefSeq names its product RAD9, HUS1, RAD1-interacting nuclear orphan protein 1. Gene Ontology annotation, biological process: cellular response to ionizing radiation; DNA damage checkpoint signaling; recombinational repair. The record is from RefSeq and is a predicted model, not a curated record. Gene Ontology annotation, cellular component: chromosome; nucleus. NCBI's taxonomy places the organism in Eukaryota, Metazoa, Chordata, Mammalia, Primates, Cebidae.